AGCAGCACGUGAAGGCACCUCGAGUGUGUUGCUGAAGACGGGGGGAAAGGAAGUGCUGUCAUCGUAACAAAUCGCUGCCACGUCUGUAGGCUCCUCUGGUCGGAGCACCGGGAUGGGCCGGUGCUGGGCGGUGGUAGAGGGAUGAGAGGAAGAAGGGGGAGUGACCGUGGAAACUGGAGAGGAAGGCACAGAGGAAACACGUAGAGCAACAACGGGAGAGCGGCUCCAGCCUGGAGAAGGAGUGAGCGCUGUCUUUUCCUUGAGUCCUGUCUACUGCUGCUGCUGCUGCUGCUGCUAUUGUUCAGACAGAGAGGGGCUAUCCCUGCGGGUUUCUCUGGCUCAAGAGGAGGGGGGUCCCCCAUGCUAAGCUCAGGGAGAAUGGAGGAAUUCGUGACCGAAGAGGAAGAGCCGUGGUACGACCAACAGGACCUGGAGCAGGAUCUCCACUUGGCAGCAGAACUGGGCAAGACUCUGCUGGAGAGGAACAAGGAGCUGGAGGACUCUCUGCAGCAGAUGUACAUCACCAACGAAGAGCAAGUGCAGGAGAUUGAGUACCUGUCGAAGCAGCUGGAGGUGCUCCGGGACAUGAACGAGCAGCACGCCAAAGUGUACGAGCAGCUGGACGGGACGGCCAGAGACCUGGAACGCACCAACCUCACGCUGGUGACGGACAGCAAGGCGUCGCAGCAGAAGAUCGAGAGAUUAACGGGGACUAUCGAGGCUUUGCAGAACCAGGUGGAGUCUCUGUCCGGGCAGGUAGAGCAGCUUCGGUCCAUGGAGCAGCUUCGAGUCAGGAGGGAGAAGCGAGAGCGACGCAAGACCAUCCACUCGUUCCCUUGCCUGAGGGAGCUUUGCACUGCGCCCAGGUAUGAGGACGAGUUUGUGGUGGGCAGAGCUGAGAGCUUUACCGUGGAAACCAAGCGUCAGCCGUUUGAAGAAGAGAACCAGCACCUGAGGGAGGCGGUGUCGGCCCUGCGAGCCGCCGUCUGGACUGAGAGGGGCCGUAGGGAGGUGGUGGAGAAGGAGUGCAACCUCCUGAUUGGGGAGUUCUCUCGGCUGCAGACGCGGGUUCAGGACGCUGAGAGCUGCCAGGCAAGGGUUCGGGAGUUGGAGGUGGAGCUGCAGGAGCUUCAGCAGCUACGUCGCGCUCGGACUUUCCUGCUGAGCAGCGAGGACGACGGCGUGGCUCUCACCCAGACUGUCCUCAGCAUCACCCCGGAGACCGACACCUUCCUGGAGGCGGAGGCUGGGGAGACGGGAGGAGGCGUGAGGGAGGAGACCGAAGGCGGACGGGGCGUUGGAGGCGAGGCGUUGCCCGAGUCCAGCCCCGUGAGGAAAAGCUGCAGCGACACAGCGCUCAACGCCAUCGUGGCCCGGGACGCGUCCGGCCGCAGGAGAGUCAGCUACGCCCUCCACGCCAACAGUGUGAGGAAGAGAGGGAUGUCCAUCCUCAGGGAGGUGGACGAGCAGUACCACGCCUUACUGGAGAAAUACGAGGAGCUGUUGGGGAAGUGUAGGCGCCACGAGGAGAACCUGUGUCACGCCGGGGUCCAGACCUCCAGGCCCGUCUCGCGAGACCCUUCCAUGAAAGACUGUGCCAUGGGCUCCACCCCUGCACCGCCUCCUACUCCCACCCAGUCUCCUUCCACGCCUGAAGCCAUUGAGAGCAUCAGCAAGCAGGUGGAGGCGGUGGAUAAGCGGCUGGGGCAGAACACUCCAGAGUACAAGGCCCUUUUCAAGGAGAUCUUCUCUCGUAUCCAGAAGACCAAGAUGGACAUCAAAGCUACCAAAGCUGCUAAAGCAAGCAAGUCUGGGAAAUCAGGAAAAUCUAGUAAACACUAAAUGUACAUGCAUUUAGUGGAAAUUCACGUUAACUGAGGUGAAAUCAACGGGAUUUUCACACAGAACUGAAAAUGAAACUGGAAAAAAAAAAAAAAAAAAAAAGAAUCUGGCUCGCAUGUGAUUGAAUUUUUGCGAUAUUCAGACGCAUACAAGCAUAUAGAACAUGAAUGAAUCUGUUUAGGCCUAUCCCCACAUAUUCUUCCGUUCCAACUAAAUCUAUAUUGGCUUCACUGCCUUAUUACCUUACACACUACACCCACAGUACCACAGCAGUAGCAAUAUGUUGCUCAUAAGUGCACUAACAGUAAAAAGCUCUACAGAAAAACACAAAAACUCUGCAUCUCUGACAAGAAUACGAGUUUAAAUCUAACCUAAUAUUAACAUGAACCUGUACCUUGUGUUUAUUAUAAAGGAACUAUACUAACCUUUGUUUAAUUGCGCUAACACAAAGCUUGAGCUUACCUUUCAAGCCACAGUGCUGUCAGUCUACAAAAAAAAAAAAAAAGACCUUGAGGUGCUAAUGACUCUACUCCUUCUACGUCUGUCACUUCUCACAUUAACACUGUUGAAAAUUUAAUACAACUUUUGUCUGAAUGAGGUUGCUACAGUUUAUUUUAAGAUUUAUAGUGCCUCGGCAGGAAUAGUCCAGGUUAAUUUACCACUCCCUCUCCCAGUGCUGAUAAACUAAGCUAAGCUAAGCUAAGCUAAGAUAACCCAACCAUCUGCUGGCAGUAGCUUCAACAAAGUGUUUGUUAGAUGUGACAUGAAAUUACGAUGCUAACAUUAAAACUGGUGUUGCCUUCAAAUGGGGUCGUCUUUACCAUGAACACAGGAAGUAUCUGAACAGAUGGCUAUUAACAAACUGCUGUCAAAGAUGGUGGAGGACAUGGAAGUUUUUUUUUUUGUGGAAAAUUAAUACAGUAUAUUGUAAUUUAGCCACAUGUAGUUUUCUUUGUAAUUUUACAGUGUGUAUGAUGAAACUGUUGUACUAUUCUAGACAGCCUCAUCCUUUCUACGUUAAGUUUUCAUGUCGCUAGCUUGCUAACUGUUAGCCUCGGCGACUUCUAGAUGUUGACGGUUGCCUAGCAACUCACAAUUUGUGGCGACGGUUUCGCAGCGGACACCAAGCAUUUGAUAGUGUACAUGACUCCCCCCGACGUGACCACAAGUGCACCAGAUCCAUCUGAAGGUAGCAUGAGACUGAAACUGGUUUUACAUUUACAAAUUGAAUCCCUCCACUGUGUGUCACUUCAGCUCUCUUAUGAGUACUGAAGUGACUUGAUAUUAAUAUAGAGUAGUGAGUAUAUGAUCUGAUUUUAUUGUAGUUUUAGAUAGUGAAUGAGUUGAGUUCUAUGAGUGAUUAUCCCAGUAAAUUAUUAGAAGCUGCUGUCUGAGACAAGAUGCAAAGGACAAUCUCUGCAGAUAGUUGUUUUCACUAUUUCUGGGCAUUAUGAAGACUCAUCCUACAGAAUAGGAUAUAGUAUAUAGCCUUCACUACUGUAUAAACUAUUUUAGAGACAGAUUUGUUUCUACAACUAACAGACCAAACAAUAAGAAGAAGCAGAAAUAUGAAAGUGAAUGAGCUUUGUCAUUGACAUUAUUGGGAGAGCACAGAAAAGGCCAUUUAAUGUAGACGACAUGAACGUUUGUGCGGACUGGAUUUAAAUAAAAUAAUCUGUGGGGCUUUUUCUUAACACAAGUGUUAAGGCAGUUGUUUUUUUUUUUGUAUAAAAGAAAAUGUAACCAGUAUAAGGCUUCAAACCAGGGCUUUAUCUAACACCUAGUAGUCUUACCAAACUAUAAAACUGACCUGCAAACAUAUUGCACCUUUUUCACAAUAUACAAUACCUAUGCCUUUCCUUCUGGGUGACUUCCUGUAUGUAAACCUUUGUUAUAAUGAAUGUUGUUACAGCUAAUAUUUUAUACCCGAUUCUACAGUAAUGUCAAAGACAUAACCAAGCUUGAAACCUUUUUGUGGCACAGCUGACAACUGAGGGACCCUACACUAGUGUCCAAGGCAGGAAGUGUGUAAAAAAGGAGGUGUAUGAUGGAGGUCUGAUGGAUUUCUGGAAAGAAGAGAUGGAUUCAUAGAGAAGGUGUCUUGAGGUAAAGUUUGCAGUAAUGUAAUUGUAAUGGAUAACUGUAGUGUGAGGUGCAUUUGAGUUCAACGCUCGUGGCUUUUAGAAUGAUUCAAGUGUAAGGAAAUGGGAGUAUGUGUUAGCGUAGAUGAAAUGAUGCCAAACCAGGGCCUGUUAUAAUUUUCUAAAGGCUCAUGAGGUUUCUGUACUGUAAUGUCUUACCUAUUGCACUUGAAAAUGUCUUAUGCCUCAUCUUUUGCAUAUUUAGCUAGUUUGUACCUUUGUGUAUUUAUUUGUGUGAAGUUUUUUUUUUUUUUUUUUUUACUUUGUCAGUGCCUACAUGUGAAUGUCAAUAACAUGUUGUCAGAAUAAACUUAUUUAAUUUGAUUUUACUUUUAUUAUCAAGUUUAAAGCUGUGCAUUAUAAGUUUGUAAGAUAUAUGAGUUAAGUCUGGUCUGACAUUAGUUCAUAUCGUUACUGAACCGAGACCUACUUUGCCAUGUUAAUAAAGCAUUCAAUAUAA
This is a messenger RNA of Mugil cephalus (flathead mullet), 4443 nucleotides long. Its product is annotated as cerebellar degeneration-related protein 2-like. The record is from RefSeq and is a predicted model, not a curated record. The transcript has 6 exons. NCBI's taxonomy places the organism in Eukaryota, Metazoa, Chordata, Actinopteri, Mugiliformes, Mugilidae. Bases 361 to 1842 code for a protein of 493 amino acids.